Molecule: messenger RNA, 1038 nt
Organism: Megalopta genalis
Lineage: Eukaryota; Metazoa; Arthropoda; Insecta; Hymenoptera; Halictidae
Source: RefSeq, a predicted model, not a curated record
UUUCUUCGUGAAUCGGUGACGGUGAAGGUCCUCGUAUAUAAGCAACAGCCGGUACUGCAAUUGUCAGUGUGACUGGUCUCAUCGGAAGCGCCCUAUCUGCUUACACGCCUGCGAACCGGAUCAAGAUGUUGCGAGUUUUUCUGUUCGCGUUGGCCGUGACGGCCGCGAGGGCCUCUUAUUUUUCCUCCCUGGAAGGUCAUGGCCACCAGAUCGAGCCGAAGCUCAUCUCGCAGUCGGUACACCUGAAGGAGAUCCCGACGAAAAUCAUCAAGGUCACGAAGACCGCGGUCGUCAAGGUGCCGGUCCCGUAUCCCGUCAAGGUGCCCCAUCACAUACCCGUCCCGGUGCCGGUGAACCACCCGAUCGCGGUUCCGUACACGAAGCUAGUGAAAGUCCAGGAAACGGUGCCGGUCGAGGUGUCGAAGCCGGUCCCGAUAGAGAUCCACCAGCAAGUGCCGGUGGUGGUGCCGAAGGCGGUGCCCAUACCGCAUCCGGUUCCUGUUCCCCAGCCGGUGGCCAUUAACAAGCCGAUCUUCUACCCGGUGCCGCACCCAAUACCUUAUCAGGCACACAGCGAGUCCGAGGGCGGCGGCGGCGGCGGCGGCGGAGGCGGCUACGAUUCGGGAUCCGACCACGUGGGACACGAGUCCGAGAACUACAGUUCGUACACGUUGAACCAGCAAGGCCACGGCGGAGGGUACGAUCAGGAUCAUUCCGGCGCCCAAGGACACUUCCAGCCGUCCCAGCCCGACUACAAUUAUUGAUCGCGAUCGUACGCUCCAUGGAAACAGACGCGACUGUUGGCCGCCCUCGACAACUUUUUGGGUGCCCUCGUAGGAACGUCGAUAGAAAGAGGACGUUCGGAUCCCGCCGUAUUCCUUCAGGCGAAAACGUGCUCGGAGCUUCGCCGCUCCGGAGCCUAUGGCAAUUUCAUGGUUUGCUUUUCGCGGUCCUCCAGUUCGAUCCAUUGGGAAGUAUUAUUCGUUUGCAGUUGAUGGCGGGAGAAAGAAAGUUGGACUUCGCUAAACCAGGAUAUUU